GUGUUCGUAUUGCUUCCAGUGUGGUUGGCUGUUCUGUGUCUCUCUCCUCACCAGACCACAGUGUUGUGCAUUUGUGUAUUUUUUUUUGCCUACUCUACUGAACCGGAAAAGCACGUUGCGUAACUUUUUUUUUGCAUCAACUUAUCAAAUGGAUUUAUGUGAACAAUUGAGCGCAGAAUAAGAUCGAGAAUUGACCAUAAUAGUGCUUUUAUUCAACGUUAAAAGUGACGCAGUUUGAUGAUUAUGACGCCAGAAGUCACAACAUGAAUACCCGGAUGAGGAUGUUUUCUGUGCUUCUCACUGUUUGUUUCAGUCUGGCCUUUGCCAUUGCAUUGCCACAGAAAUCCAAUCCCAAUGCCAUCAGAGUUAACAAGUGUUGUGAAAAAUUUGAACUACUCGUGGAUGCUGUAUGCACAAAUCUCAAUGAUUCAGCAGCAGAAUCUUCAGGACCUUGGGCACCAAUUUUUACUGGGUACAAUGGCGAGGAAAAUGUUCAGGUGGCUGAAUGGAGAUACAUAAUUGGUCUUCCUGACUGUGGUCCACUUCAAAUGUGGCCAAUUUAUCACUAUAUCACAAGCGCGGAUAAACUUGUUCUGCUACCAGAUGGAAAGAUGCGACAUUUCAUCAAGAAUUCCAAUGAUGCUGAUGACUUUCACAAACACAUCGCCGAGACAGAUGACAAGCCAAUGUUCUAUGACUACGAACCUGGACAGUAUUGCAUGGAUAAGGCUGUCCUGACAAAAGGAGCUAAGACUAAACAGGCACAAUUUGCCAUUGUCUGCAGCCCAGAAAAAGUUACACAUUGGACAGAUACUGAUUUUCUUCUGCGAAAAAUCAUCAAUCCAAUCUUCCAUGGCAUUUCAAUGAUCAUCCUCCUGAUCAUUGCUAUCAUCUACUUCGUGCUGCCGAGUCUCAGAGAUCUCGUCGGCAAUAUUGUUACGACAAUAACCGUGUGCCUUAUCGUCAAUCAAGCAGCUGAUCUCGUGAGAAUUUUCACAGAGUUCAGUAGUCAUGUGAGCUUCUUAGUAGCCGAUACUAUUCACUACCUGAGCCUCCUAGCUGCCUUCUUCUGGCUCAACAGCAUGGGCUAUUACAUAUGGAAGACGUUCAGAUCCCGAAAUGUCUUCUUAAGAGUAACAGACGGCAGAAAGUACUGCUGGUACUCAGGAUAUGCAUGGGGAUCAACAAUUGUGAUGUCUGGCCUGGCGACAUUUGCUCAUGUCUUCCUGGACACAGCACAGUCAAAGAGGCACAGUUUGGUGGAGGAUCAAGAAUCAAUGGGCUGGUUGGGUAUUGCAAUGUUCUUCACACCAAUAGCCGUUAUCAUUAGCAUCAAUAUCUUCUUCUACGUCACCACACAAAAGAUCAUCAAUCGCAUGAACACCUACGGCAGAAUUCAUCACAAACUGAAAGCCAGUUUUGUCAUGUUCUCCCUAAUGUUUGCAGUGAUGAGUCUAGCAUGGCUGUUUCUGGUGCUCUCUUGGGUACGCUAUGACGUCUUCCUGUAUACCCACAUUGUGGUGAAUGCCCUCCAAGCACCCCUACUCCUCUAUAUCUGUGUUUUGCGGCAGAAACACGUGACAUUUCUGCUGAAAAAAUCUUGCUGCUACAAUGAGCCACCAAGUGCCACGGAUUGGGGAGAUGAGAUGACAUACAUGAAUGGCGGAGAUUACUGAAGAAGAAGAAGCCACCCAAGUGCUCAAGAGUGUCACAAAGGAUUCACCCAAAGUGUCUCCCUUUUUUUGACCUCACAGAAACAAGUCAACGAAUAUCCAGAGAGUUCAAUGUCCCGUCCCAGUCUUCUGACCAUACUUUUAUCGAUUUCAACACCCCAACUACAUUCAACCACCACGACUGAGCCCUCUAAAAAGCAAGGCCACAAAUGAAAUGACUAAAGAAUGACGUGAUUGUUUAUCUUUUCACACGAUAAUUCCAUUUCAGGAAAGGAGUAGUGCUUCCUAAAUACUUCUUUCUCGGGAUUCAAAAACUAAAGGUUUAGCCCAGUUCCUGAAUAUUUUCGAAAUCCUAAAUAAGUAAUUUUAGUGGAUCUUUAUUAUUAAAUCUCAAGUCAAAUUUAUUCCGAAAAUUCUAAUUGAUAAGAAAUUAGAGAAGUUAAGCCAUAUGGCUAAAAGAUCUGAAGCUCUAUAUAAGGCUCACUAAGACUUAGGAUUUGUUCAAAAAUAAUUUAAAAAUUAACAAUUGUGGGAGGAGUUACGGCCUACCAAAAAUUGAUUUUUAACCUGUGAUUAUUUCCUGAUCUAUUAAGUCAGUUUUAAGUAUGUCGUAAACCUAUUCAAAAGUGCUCAAAAUAUAAUAUUUCUGCACUGAGAGAAAUCCGAAAAAGUUAAAAUAACAUUACGGAAAUGUUUAUUUUACCCUGCAAUAUUGAUCCGAAAUCGGUGUAAAUAUUAUGCUUUUUAGGUGUAUUAGGGGUUAAAGUUAUCCUUUUUCAUGUUAAUUUUACCCUUAAAGUUUCAAAUUAACAUUAAAAAAUGUUGAUAUAUUUUUAAACCUAAAAAGCUUUAAAAGUAUGAGGAAAAAAAAUUAAUCGCAACCCCGUUUUUUUUCUUAGUGUGACUUUUUUAAAGUUGGAUUUAUAACUCGAGUUUAGAAACAGCAGCCUUAUGCCAGCUUCAGACUGGAGGUUUAGCCCGGUUCCCGAAGGUUUCAAAAAUCUUAAUAACAAGCAAUUUUAUUGAUUUUCUAAAAUCUAAUGGAUCAUUUGCCCUUAAUAUUUAAUCCUAAACAACAAUUUCCUAAAAAAUCAUGCCUGAUAAGGGAUUAGGAAAGUUAAGCCAGAUGGCUAAGCCUUAGGUCUGAAGAUCGUAUUAGAAACCUUUUCGAUCCAUGAAAACUUUCAGAUUUUCAUUUGCUUUGUUUGAGCACUUUAUGUAUAGAUCUUUACUCUUAAGAUUUCUGUAAUAUUUUUGAACUAUUUACAAACUUACAUUUCAAUUUUUAUACAGAGUAUUUAUUAUUAAUUAAAUAAAUCAUGGCAAAUAAAGUCAAUAAGUCAAAAAAAAAUUUCAAAGCCCAGUUUAUUUUUCAUAGAAAACAUUAUUUAAAAAUGUUUGUUUUUAAGAAAAAUCAAUUGGAUGUUUUUUUUUCAAAUUGCAAAACUUUGCAAAAUAAAGAAAUCUAAAUAUCUAUUUGUUUAAAUUUUUCAGAAAAAAAACUAGAAAAUACAUGAAAAAUUGAUCAAAUUGCUUUAAAUACUUUAAACGAAAAUUAAACAAUUUAGUUAUCGGUUUACGGUUAUAUAUGUUUUUUCAAUACUUAGUCUUUUGAUUUUUUUCGUCUUGGCGAAAAAAGUGCAAAUUUUCCGUGCCUUGCUGAAUAGUAUUUAGUAAAAUUCUCCAAAAACUGACCAAAAAUUUAUAAUUUCAGAUUGAAUGGAAUUUCGGACAUCACAAAUUUCCGGACAAACCGAUUUAGAAUUAGAUAACUCUCUCGAAACUUGAUUUAAAAAAUUAAUAAAGUAUUGUUCAAAUUGCAUGAUUACUAAAGUCCGAAUUUCCAAAUUUAUUUUUCCGGAAUUCUCCGUUGUCCAGAACUCCGAAUUUUCCGCUAUGCAUUUUUUUUCGAAAAAUUAAAUUUGUCGAAAAAAUUCUAUUCUUUGAGAUUUUUACAAAGUACAGGGGUUACAGGUACCCUUUAGGGCGAAAAGAAGUUAAUUCUGUCAUCUUUUUUGUGCUCAAAAAUUUCUUCUUCAGAAUUCCUGAUAGAAGAAAAUUUGAAAAAAUGAAUACUGAACCGGUCUUAACUCCUGUAUCGUUGUUUUAUUUUUUCUUUGCAUAACAUUUUGGAUUUUUUUUUAUUGAAGUGGAUUAUGUCACGAAAUAAAUCUUCAAAACCGGUGUCGGCCAAAAUUUCGAAAGAAAAAAUCCCUAAUGGAUGUAAAUCCCGAAAAUCAAAAUCCCAAAUAGCCAAUAUCCUGAAAGACAGAAUACUGAAAGUAGAAUUCCAAAAAAAGCCAAAAUCCUGAAAACCCAAAAUGUCGAAUGAUUAAUAUCCUGAAAGGAACAGAAUUGCUUCCAAAAUUUUGGCAUUCCGGGAUUUCUGCUUGCGGGAUUUUGUUUUUCAGGAUUUGGGCUUUUUGGAAUUUCGAUACAUUCGGGAUUUUGAUGUAUUCGCAAUUUUAUUUUUCGAGAUUUUGACUUUCAAGAUUUUAUCUUUCGGGAUUUUGGCUUUUCGGGAUUUUGUUUUUCAGGAUUUUGGCUUUCCGGAAUUUCGAUACAUUCGGGAUUUUGAUCUAUUCGGAAGUUUGUUUUUCGGGAUUUUGACUUUAAGAAUUUUGUCUUUCGCGAUUUUGCCUUUAUGGGAUUUUGUUUUUCAGGAUUUUGGCUUUCCGGAAUUUAGAUACAUUUACGAUUUUUUUAUCUAUUCAGAAUUUAUUUUUCGGGAUUUUGACUUUCAGAAUUUUGUCUUUCGGGAUUUCGCCUUUUUAAGAUUUUGUUUUUCAUGAUUUUGGUUUUCCGAAAUUUCGAUACAUUCGGGAUUUUGAUCUAUUCAGAAGUUUGUUUUUCGGGAUUUUGACUUUCAGAAUUUUGUCUUUCGGGAUUUCGUCUUUUUGGGAUUUUGUUUUUCGGAAUAUUGACUUUCAAGAUUGUUCUUCGGGAUUUUGUUUUUUUUUUAGAAUUUUGGCUUUCCGGGAUUUCCGCUUUCGGAAGUUUGUUUUUCGGGAUUUUGACUUUCAGGAUUUUGUCUUUCGCGAUUUUGGCUUUUCGGGAUUCAAGAUUUUGGUUUUCCGGGAUUUCGAUCCAUUCGCAAUUUUAGCCUUUCGGGAUUUCAACCGGGAUCCCUUGAAAACGUAUCUUGAGAAUAUGAACUUUGUUCUCUUAAAUGGCCAAUAAUUUUAUUCGAUGUUUCAGGUUAUAUUAGUUCUAACCUCAAAAAUUUUAAAUACAAUUUAUGUGACACUAUCUUCUACUCUCUCCUUUUGAAAGAAUUUUUGAUCAGUAAUUUAGCUACGACAAAAGAACAUCAUAAAGAUGCUUUUGAAUUUUUAACAAACCAAUUUCUUUACUUAAAGUGAGGUUAUGGUGAACAUAACCUCCAUUAAUUAGGCCAUAAUUUUUCUUACAAAUAUUUUUAGCACUUCAGAGACAAAUAGAUUUAUCUUUGUGCUGAAUUUAUAUUGCAACAUAUCCCCCCCCUCAAAAAGUUGCAUUAAAAAUAAUUACGUCAUUCUUUAGGAAAUCCCCGGAAAUAUUUGAACUGAAAUAUAUUCAUAUCAUAAAUUUCUUUUAGAAUUUUUUUUAGAAUUCUAAAAGUAAAUCUGCCUUAAUCAGAACGAAAUGCCCCAGGAGAAUUCAGAAAUAACUCAAAAUCAGAAUCUCUUGAUUGAUACUCCAAGAAAAUCCAUGAGAAUUCUUUAAAAAAAUCUGUUUUUGUACUUAAAAACUUGAAAAAAAAGUCCUUUUUGCAAAGAUCUUUCAAUUUCUCUCUAGAAAUGAUCUUAUUGUGUAAGGAAGUAAUUUGUAGUUAAUUUGUGUAAAUUAUUAAAGAAGAUUUGACUUACCUGUGUAAA
Phlebotomus papatasi is the source of this 5530-nucleotide messenger RNA. It is a transcript of the gene mthl5, whose product is annotated as probable G-protein coupled receptor Mth-like 5. Gene Ontology annotation, cellular component: membrane. Lineage: Eukaryota; Metazoa; Arthropoda; Insecta; Diptera; Psychodidae. Gene Ontology annotation, biological process: cell surface receptor signaling pathway; G protein-coupled receptor signaling pathway. The transcript has 5 exons. The record is from RefSeq and is a predicted model, not a curated record. Gene Ontology annotation, molecular function: G protein-coupled receptor activity. The coding region runs from base 264 to 1676 and encodes 470 amino acids.